Messenger RNA from Tetranychus urticae (two-spotted spider mite), 941 nucleotides. NCBI's taxonomy places the organism in Eukaryota, Metazoa, Arthropoda, Arachnida, Trombidiformes, Tetranychidae. The record is from RefSeq and is a predicted model, not a curated record.
UUAAAGUCUUUUAAACGAAAAUAAUUCAUUUCAAUUUUUUUAGAUUUCAAAAUGACUUUUGAAUUUACCACCAAAUUUUCUCAUGUGACUUUUGUUGACUUUGUAUACAAAAUUGGGAAGGAUUGAUAAAAGAUGACAACCAAUGUCAUCAGAUGGUAAUCAAGCCUUGGGCGAUCAUAUUAUAUCUAUAUUUGAGCCUGUUCUAGUUAAUCUAGAAGAGCAAGUUAACCGUGUUGAGAAAAGUCAAUUGGCAUUGAGAGGUCAACUUGAUUCACUUUUGGAAACCUUACGCCUGUUGAAAGAAAACAGUGAAGGAGAUCAAUUUUUAAUAGUUCUAGAGGAUAAAUCCAAAAAAUUAAUUGCCUUGAAAAGGAAAUUAACUCUAGUUCAUACUUUAUUGCAAAACAGUAACGAGCGUUGUCGUAAACUUAUUACUGCUCAUCCAAUCGUUGAAAAAUCUUAAAGGUACUACAAGUUUCAUCAUGGGAGGACAUGGAGGACAUGGUCAUGGUCAUGGAGGACAUGGCCCUCACUAUCCAGAAGGUGCUAAAAUACCUGAUUGGAAACAGUGGAAUGUUAUUGAUGACAAUUUUCCUGAGCUUGUAAAAUAUCGAGAUAGAUUAGCCAAAAAGGGCUUGAAAGAUCCAUUCAUAAGAGAUUAUGCUUGGAUAUACGAUCGAAGAGUUUCCAAGCCUUGGGAUUCAUUCAAACCUCUAUUCAGUGGUUUCUACAUCGGAGCUGGAAUUUUCGCUGCCAUCGUUAUUAAGAAGACAUUUUUUGAUAAACCAGUGGAAAAAAUAGAUCGUUAUCCAUUACUCAAUGAAAUGCAAGAUCGUGACUUUGAAUAAUUCUGUUGUCAUGUUUAGCUUUUACUUGAAGAGAUCAGAUUAAAUUGUAAAAUUUACUAAUAUUAAAUAUUAAUAUUCGAACCGGUUGAAAAA